Asparagus officinalis (garden asparagus) is the source of this 525-nucleotide messenger RNA. Its product is annotated as transcription factor MYB29-like. The coding region runs from base 1 to 525 and encodes 174 amino acids. NCBI's taxonomy places the organism in Eukaryota, Viridiplantae, Streptophyta, Magnoliopsida, Asparagales, Asparagaceae. The transcript has a single exon. The record is from RefSeq and is a predicted model, not a curated record.
AUGAAGGGGGAAAAAAACUAUUUCCUCACUGCAAAAGCAUUGUUUAUAACUUGUGUAUAUACGCAUGCUUCGCUUCUGCCUCUCCCUUUCAAACGCAGGUGGUCCAUUAUAGCUGCUCAACUCCCAGGCAGAACAGACAACGACAUCAAGAACUACUGGAACACAAAGCUGAAGAAGAAGCUACUAGGGAUUAAUUCUCAAAGAAAAUCAACAGCAACAGCAAAUCAUCAUCAGCAACAGCAUCAGAGUCAAUACCAACAGCCUCAGCUCUUGUCAGGCCUUGACAGUAGCUGUUUGCCUACAGUAGCAACACCCUCUCAAGAUCUCUUCAUCUCUAGUUUCCUCAACAAUCAGUAUGAUCAGAUGAGCUUUGGGCGUGUUGAGCGGAGCUGCAGCUCUUCUGACCUUAUCUUCGAAAGCUAUCUGUAUGGUGAACUUGGGCAAGCUCCUCCGUUAGAGCAUAGCUAUGAAGAAAUCAAGAACUUGAUUAAUACUAGAAACUUCACGGGAGUUGAACUCCCGUGA